Messenger RNA from Abrus precatorius (Indian licorice), 751 nucleotides. RefSeq lists its product as uncharacterized. NCBI's taxonomy places the organism in Eukaryota, Viridiplantae, Streptophyta, Magnoliopsida, Fabales, Fabaceae. The record is from RefSeq and is a predicted model, not a curated record. The transcript is spliced from 2 exons. The coding region runs from base 47 to 718 and encodes 223 amino acids.
CCCAAUUGCAGCUCUUCAUCUCCUUUCACGGAACACAGACAAGACGAUGAAGCCAACGAUUUCACGGUCUCGAAUUUCCCUCUCUCCCUCUCCUCUCUCUCUCUCCUCGUUCUUUCUCUGUUCUCUCUUGUGCGCGUCUUUGGCGUGCGCCAAUUUGUUGGACCAAAUUGAGCACUGCGAGUUAGAUUGCCAAAGUGAAACGGUGGAUGGGCUGAACGUAGUUGGUAACUGCCAACCAAAGUGUUCCCAGGGACUCACAAUUCCAAGCCACAUAGAGAAAGAAGGACAAGAAGCCAUCAAAAAAUAUUUGGACAAUCUAUUCAGUAACGCGCUAUUAGGCGUUGACUCAAGCGCAACUGACCAAUCUCGCAGCAAAACACCCAUUAAGCACGACGGUGAGGAUAAAAAUAAUAAGGAUGUAGAAAAAUCAGCUUAUAAGAAUGGUGGGGAAGAAGAAUUGUUAGAUGGUGAUAUUGAGGUGAAUGUAGGCCUUGAGAUUGUGGGUGAUGGAGAGUAUGUUCUGAAGAUAAAGAGGGUUAUUUCAACUUCAAAUGAUGAGGUGGAAAGGGCUAAGCAAAUGGCUCAAAACGGAGCCAUGUUGUCGCUUUAUGGAGAGAUACUCCGAGACAUGGGCGAGAGAAUGCUUGCGCAGUCACAAGCUUCUCUUUACUCUAUAUUUAAAAUGCCUGUACCUCCCAAAUCGAUGUCUGAUGAAUGAUCCUAUAUAAUGUAUUAGGAUUGAUCUUAUUUU